AUGAAAACUAACCAUACCCUAACGAGCGACAAUUCGCCGCUAGUAAAAUCGUUAGAAAAAGAAAAUGCGAAACGGAGGAGAAAUAGUGAAAACCGGAUUAAAUCCCUAUUUGUAGUCCAAAAGGACAAUAGUCAAGCUUGCCUCCUCGCGACUAUUAAUAACCCAUUUAAGGAACUAAAUAAACAACAAAAAUCAGCCCAGGAGCUAGUGCUAGCGGGCAAGAGUAUUUUUCUGACCGGAGCAGCUGGCACCGGCAAGAGUUUUUUACUAAAGCACUUAAUCAGGCUCUUACAAGAAAAAUACAGCGGAGAGCAAAUCGGAAUUACUUCCACGACUGGCACGGGAGCCAUUAUCAUUGGGGGAAACACUAUUCAUUCCUAUUUAGGAAUUGGCGUAAUUGGACACUUACCAGCCAAGAUUUCCAUGUUAGAGGGGGAACUAUUUACUAAAUUAGAAACUUUAGCCGGAAUUAUCAGAAAAAAUCCAGAGCCUUUUGGUGGUAUCCAGUUAAUUUUAGAAGUGGGCAAUUUAAACACCAAAGAACUAGCACAAUUGCCCGGAUCUGCUUAUUUUUUUGCCGCGAAAGACGAAGAAAAAUUUCCUGGCCAGUCAAUAGAAUUAGCCCGAAGUUGUUUAGCUGUGGAGAAUCAAGGAGUAGUAAUGGAUUUUGUAAGUGAAGCACAAGCCUUUUAUCCGGUGGUGAAGUUCACGGAUGGUCAGAGAUUAGUGGUUAAAGAACACGUCUGGGAGAAAAUUACGAGUUAUGAUACCAAAAACAAACCCAUCGUUUCGGCCCGGAGAACUCAAAUUCCAUUAAUUUUAGCUUGA
This is a messenger RNA of Racocetra persica, 828 nucleotides long. The record is from the annotation of a GenBank genome assembly. NCBI's taxonomy places the organism in Eukaryota, Fungi, Glomeromycota, Glomeromycetes, Diversisporales, Gigasporaceae.